AGAAAGUUGUUUUCCCUUAAGUUGGCAGUUCCUGUUCCAAUUGUAAAAACCUAACUAAAAUUGCAGUUUCGCGAACUUUUAAAGACCUGAAAUCACCAAAUCAAACAGUGUGCCGUACGUAAUAAAGUGCAAUAGAGAUGCUCCUAGGUCAAGGCCAUUAAGGAAGGUCACCAAUUGGGCAGCAAGGGCAAGCACAAAGGAAUAACUUGUCGUCAGCGAUAACUUGAAGGUCACCAAAGUGUCUGCCUACGAAAGCAUGGACUUGCAGCAUAUGGAGAAUGGCCUUAAUGGCGGGGGUGGUGGUGAAAGAGGGGGAGGUGGUGGCCUCAGUGAAAUAGAUUUCCAAAGAUUGGCCCAGAUCAUAGCAACGAGCAUCCAAAAGGUCCAACAGAAUGUGUCCACAAUGCAGCGCAUGGUCAAUCAACUGAACACGCCCCAGGAUUCCCCGGAACUCAAGAAGCAGCUCCACCAAAUAAUGACCUACACCAACCAGCUGGUGACCGACACAAACAAUCAAAUCAACGAGGUGGACAAGUGUAAGGAGCGCCACCUGAAGAUCCAGAGGGAUAGGCUGGUCGACGAGUUCACGGCGGCACUGACCGCCUUCCAGGCUGUCCAGCGUAAGACGGCGGACAUAGAGAAAACGGCGCUGCGGCAAGCGCGCGGGGAUAGCUACAACAUCGCCCGUCCACCCGGCUCUUCGCGUACUGGCAGCUCCAACAGCAGCGCCAGCCAACAGGAUAACAACUCCUUUUUCGAGGAUAACUUCUUCAAUCGCAAAUCAAACCAGCAGCAACUGCAGACUCAAAUGCAAGAGCAGGUUGACCUGCAAGCGCUAGAGGAGCAGGAACAGGUCAUCCGGGAGCUGGAAAGCAAUAUUGUGGGCGUAAACGAGAUCUACAAGAAGUUGGGUGCUCUGGUCUACGAACAGGGAUUGACGGUGGACUCCAUUGAGUCGCAGGUGGAACAGACAAGCAUUUUCGUCUCGCAGGGAACUGAUAAUCUGCGCAAGGCGAGCUCCUAUAGGAACAAAGUGCGCAAGAAGAAGUUGAUCCUGGUGGGCAUCCUGAGCGCCGUGCUGUUGGUCAUCAUCUUGAUACUCGUCUUUCAGUUCAAGAACUAGAGUCAUCUAGAGCCAAUCCGAAACAUUCAAAACCAAACUAGUAAAUUGUUGUGAAAAGACAAGAGUUGCCGCAUGCAGGCCCCCAAACCCCCGUAAUUCCCCACCCACUCCUUUGAACCUUAGGCGAGAUUGUGGCUUUAAUCCUUAAACCAACUUCCAAUAUUGGCUUGAAAUCGAGUUACUCGAAGGCAAAGAUUGAGUGUUUCCAGGAGUAUUCACUAGCACGUGCAUAUGUUAUAUUCGCUUUAAAAAAAUUAUCUUAUAUUUUAUAUGUGUACUACUUUUAUUAUUACGCACCCUGUAUAUUGAUUAUUGAUUAACUAACAAAUGUUGGCUGCAAAUUCUAAUUAUGUUCCGAAACUCAUUCGCCAGCGCUUUGUAUUGUAUUUAGAGUUAAGAGGCAGAGGAAGGCAUAUACGAUGGCAUACACACACACACACAUGUACGAAAAAUGAAAUAAUAAACAUGAAAACUGA
Drosophila eugracilis is the source of this 1599-nucleotide messenger RNA. It is a transcript of the gene Syx7, whose product is annotated as syntaxin-7. The record is from RefSeq and is a predicted model, not a curated record. Gene Ontology annotation, cellular component: endomembrane system; SNARE complex; synaptic vesicle. Gene Ontology annotation, molecular function: SNAP receptor activity; SNARE binding. Gene Ontology annotation, biological process: intracellular protein transport; vesicle fusion; vesicle-mediated transport. The transcript has 6 exons. Lineage: Eukaryota; Metazoa; Arthropoda; Insecta; Diptera; Drosophilidae. Bases 257 to 1123 code for a protein of 288 amino acids.